AUGUUGCUGGUCAUGAUGCGUGGAACCUCCACAUCAGAAAGAAACUCCACUGGUAUAGGACUCUCAAAAAAGCAGCGCCCAGAAAACGAGAGCAGUGCUCCGCCUAAGAAAAAGCGACGCAAGUAUAGCAAGACCCAACAAGAUCACAACAAAUUAGCUGCUGCCCCUGUGCAAGCAUCUAAAAUCUCCCUCAUCGAUGAUUUUAUAAAACUUUACGAGAAUGAAGGAUAUAUGGCCUAUGCAGAACUGAGUACUAGAUCUAAAGGGGUCCUCUCGCGUGAAUUGAGCAAAUCUGGAAUUAAAUAUGAAAUUUUCGACCGUGGUGAAGAGGGUUUUGCGAAUGGAUUGACAAAGGCUCCAAGUUCAGUUAGAAGGUCACUGAGCAGACGUCAGAAUAGUCAUGGGCAAUACGAGUCGAUGAACGAAAUUAUUAGCGAUAUGCAUGACCUAGCCGCGAUUCGGGUUGCCGUGUAUUAUCCCAAUGAUUUUAAUAAAGUCGAAAACAUCAUCAACCGUUGCUUUGAGGAAGCUAAACCCCCGCAGGAUUGGCCUGAUCUGACGUUAGGCCCAUUUCCCUAUCCGAAGCUUGACAAUGAUAUUUCCGCUCAAAACGAUAUCUUAGGACGAAACAGCCGGUUUCCAGGAUACUUCGCUCGUCAUUUCCGGGUCAGAUUAAAGGAGAACAGUCUCACAGACAAAGUCCUGGAGAUACAGGUCAUGUCACUCCUGAUGCACGCGUGGUCAAAAAUACACCACGAGCUUAUUUACAAGCCACGGCUGGGGGUUCCACAGGCCGACGAAGACGACGAGCGCUUAAUAGACACCUUGAACGGCAAUAUCAUCGCAUGUGAACAGAUACUGCGGCAGAUUCAGAUCAACCACAAUAGGAAGAAAGAGCAGGCCGGAAGUCCAUUCGGCAACGAACACAAAGCCUGGGAUUAUCUUGAAAGCAAGUGGCUCAAAAGAGGAAAGAGCGAGCGAAUUCCUGUUCUCUCCAAAGUUAGCCUUUUAGAAGGACACCGUCUCCAGCGCAUUUUUUAUCAGUCACUAAAGACACACGGUUUUAAUACCCCCGAAAUGGUCGAUAAGCUAGUUAAACUUUUCAUCGACUACUAUGGGGAGAAGAAUGAGACCGGCCGGAGUCAUUCCACUUUUCCAAAAACGCGGCAUUUCUUCUCCUAUCUUAUUCGAUCGCUCGCCAACCUGGAUCAUUUCAAGAAGGAGGAAUAUGAUCAGUUAAAAUUGCCAGAAACUGAGGCCAACAACCUGAAACUAUCAGAAACCGCGAAGUUGGUUCGAUACAGGGCGUUAAUUAUAUGCAACGCUUUCAAGUAUGAUGAUUUGAACUAUUCUCGGAUCAACCUUGACAAGUUCUCUGGAAAACGCCCGUCGCGAGACGAAUUUUUGAUGAUACUCCAUCCACAGAGUACACUACAGUUCAAUCCACAAUGCCUUACCGCCUUGAACGACUUCUGCCAGUAUCUACUCAAUUGGGACGAUAAAAACUGGCAAUUAGGUUGCGCAAUAUCCCGGCUAACCAAUUUUCGAGUUAAACCAGACCAAAACUCCAAACACACAAUCCCUGCUCGUGAAUUCUCCUUUACGGAAUGCCCUUGGAGUCUCAUUAACCUCCUCGAUGGUCCUGCCGAAUACCGGAACCAGCCGCAACAGGAUCUUGUGCCACAAUCCGUCAAAUAUGGUCGCAAGGGCACGUGGGGGACACGUGCACCAAUCAAACCUCAAAAUGAUUUCAUAACUUUAGGCUUCCCUGCAGUACGCCUUUUCUUGGAUCGUCUUGACUCUAUGUAA
Molecule: messenger RNA, 1809 nt
Organism: Talaromyces amestolkiae
Lineage: Eukaryota; Fungi; Ascomycota; Eurotiomycetes; Eurotiales; Trichocomaceae
Exons: 2
Coding region: 1-1809 (602 amino acids)
Biological process (GO): guanosine tetraphosphate metabolic process
Source: RefSeq, a predicted model, not a curated record